AUGAUGUUCGAUAAGCCGCUACCAACGUCGACCACGCUGCUGUUCAUCGGCGCAGUGGCCUUCAAGGCUGGGUGGAAGACUCAGUUCGACUCUUCAGAAAGCAAACUGAUGCAAUUUUACAACAAUGCCACCCAGCCUGUGCCAGUGAAAGCCAUCUGUGGAAGCGUGAAAGCGCGCUACGACAAAAAUAACGGGUUUUACGACAGUCAGCUGUUGGAUCUACCGCUUAAUGUGGGAGGCUACACGAUGACCAUCAGUUUGCCGAUAUCCAGAAACGGAACUUCAAGAACGCGCCGCCAUCUGUCGACCUCCUUCCUUUGGCGUUUCGUAAACGACGCACCCGAGGAAAUCGUCAAGGUCUGCAUCCCCAGACUGCAACUAGUGUCCAAGCACUCGUUGAAAGAACUGUCUUGGGGAGCAUUGGGCACGUGGCUGGAUAACCUAUUCGGGCGUAAAGAUGCGCCAGACAACUACCACCGCUUCCCUGAUCUGUCGGGAAUCACGAAGGACAAAAUGAUGUACGUCGACGACAUAGUGGCGACGUCGGUCCUCGAAAUUGACGAGACCGGCGUGACUGCGGGCAGCACAGGCGCAGGUCUCCUGAGAGUUGACGACGCAACCCCGCCAGCUGAUUUCGUAGCUGAUCACCCUUUUGUGUUCAUCAUCUGGAACAAGUACGGCGAUAUACUCUUCAUAGGAGAGAUUGACAGCCUCCCGGCGGCUUCCUGA
Molecule: messenger RNA, 729 nt
Organism: Dermacentor silvarum
Lineage: Eukaryota; Metazoa; Arthropoda; Arachnida; Ixodida; Ixodidae
Product: intracellular coagulation inhibitor 1
Exons: 2
Coding region: 1-729 (242 amino acids)
Molecular function (GO): serine-type endopeptidase inhibitor activity
Source: RefSeq, a predicted model, not a curated record